Messenger RNA from Beta vulgaris subsp. vulgaris (sugar beet), 1813 nucleotides. Its product is annotated as galacturonokinase. The record is from RefSeq and is a predicted model, not a curated record. Gene Ontology annotation, molecular function: ATP binding; galactokinase activity. Lineage: Eukaryota; Viridiplantae; Streptophyta; Magnoliopsida; Caryophyllales; Amaranthaceae. Gene Ontology annotation, cellular component: cytoplasm; cytosol. Bases 352 to 1674 code for a protein of 440 amino acids. Gene Ontology annotation, biological process: galactose metabolic process. The transcript has 14 exons.
GGUAGCCAGGUAGGUGAUUAAGCAAUUAUUCAUUGAGAUUCAUUGAAGGUGACAAUUAUGGCUUUUUGGACAGUUCACUGGAAAUUAGAGCGAAAAAUGGACUUUUUAACUGAUUUCCAGGGUUCACUUACACUCUCUUCUCUUUCCAUUUUCGCAUAAAAUUACAAUUAUCAAUUUAUCUCUCUCUUUCACACUAUAAUUUCUUCCAAUAAAUGUAUUUUAGAUCUAUGCAGUAAAAGGAGGAAAACCCAAAAAAAGAAAAAGGGAUAUUGUAUAUUGAAGAAAGUUGGGUUUUUUUUUUGGGUUUAUUGUUUUCUUUUUAAAUUUAUUUUCUUUGUGGCAAUUUUGGAUAUGGGUGGAUUUUCAUGGCCAUUGGAGACAGAGUUGGAUGACUUAAGGAAGGUAGUGGCUGCAAUGGCUCGAAGAACUACAGAGGAAGUUAGGGUGGUUGUUUCUCCAUACAGGAUUUGUCCUUUGGGAGCGCACAUUGAUCAUCAGGGUGGAGCUGUUUCAGCUAUGACGAUAAACAAGGGAAUUCUUCUAGCAUUUGUUCCUUCUGGAAAUCCUGAGAUGGUAUUGCGUUCUGCACAGUUUGAAGGAGAAGUAAGGUUCAGAGUUGAUGAAAGUCACCAACCUAAAAAGGCUGGAAAGGCAAAUGAAAAUAUUAAUGCCAAUGGUUCAGAGAAAUUGCAAGAGUGUUGUUGGGGAAGAUAUGCAAGAGGGGCUGUUUAUGCGCUGAAAUCUAAAGGGAACAUUCUCAAUCAGGGAAUUAUAGGGUUGAUCAGCGGUUCUUCGGGGCUUGACAGCUCUGGCCUCAGCUCUUCAGCUGCUGUUGGAGUUGCUUAUCUGUUGGCUCUGCAAAAUGCAAAUAGUAUAUCAGUAUCUCCAACAGAAAACAUUGAGUAUGAUCGGCUGAUUGAAAACGAAUAUCUUGGCUUGAACAAUGGCAUAUUGGAUCAAUCUGCAAUACUGCUUUCAAAACAGGGCUGUCUAACCUUCAUGGACUGCAAGACCAAAGAAUACAAGCUUGUAAAAUCUUCAAAUUUGAAAGAGAACACAAGUGGAGUGCAUAAAUCAUACAAGAUAUUGUUGGCAUGUUCUGGUUUGAAGCAUGCUUUGACUAGUGGCGUUGGGUAUAAUCGCCGAGUUGCUGAAUGUCGAGAGGCAGCAAGAGUUCUUCUUGAUGCUGUUGGGAAGCAUGAAUUAGAGGCUGUUCUAUCCAAUGUUGAACGAGAAGUUUAUGAAGCUCACAAGGAUAAGCUGGACCCUCUUCUUGCUCGGAGAGCAGAGCAUUACUUCUCGGAGAACAUGCGUGUAAUGAAAGGAGUUGAAGCAUGGACUUCAGGUCGGAUGGAUGAUUUCGGAAAAUUAAUUACAGCCUCUGGUCGAAGUUCAAUUCAGAAUUAUGAAUGUGGGUGCAAACCUCUGAUAGAGCUUUAUGAAGUUCUUGUGAAGGCUCCUGGUGUAUUAGGAGCCAGGUUUAGUGGCGCUGGGUUCCGAGGCUGCUGCAUUGCGUUGGUCGAUGCGGAUCUUGCAUCAGAAGCCGCUUUGUUCGUAAAAGCCGAGUACAAUAAGCUUGAGCCUGAGUUGGUUGGCAAGAUAACUCAAGAAGGAGAAGCUGCAGUUUUGAUUUGUGAAUCUGGGGAUGGUGCUCGUGUAAUUACUGCCACAUAACUUGCUACUUCUUCAUUAUCUUUUCUUUAUUACAUCCUUAUUCACUCAAUCUGCUUAUUCUUUUAUUAUUGAGUGCAUUCUAUCAAUUUACAUGUAGCUGAAUCAUAUCUUAUAUCAUUUGUUUUAAUUGUUUAGAAAA